Triticum turgidum subsp. durum (durum wheat) is the source of this 393-nucleotide messenger RNA. Lineage: Eukaryota; Viridiplantae; Streptophyta; Magnoliopsida; Poales; Poaceae. The record is from the annotation of a GenBank genome assembly.
AUGGAACAGCCAAACAGUGAGAAGGAUGAGCACGAGCUCAGCCUUGACCUCACCCUCCGCGUGAGCUCGGCAGCUGAGGCGGAGCAGGGCGGCUUCUUCCUCUGCGUCUACUGCGACCGCAAGUUCCGCAGCUCGCAGGCGCUUGGUGGCCACCAGAACGCGCACAAGCACGAGCGCAGCCUCGCCCACCGCCGGCGGGAGAUGGCCGCCGCCACGGGUGCACACGGGGCCGGAACGCGCGCGCAUGCGGCGCAGGACGAGAGGCCCAGGUAUGUUUCCGCCGGUGAUUUCGUCGAGCCUUCCGCUGGGAAGGCGGGGAGGACGGAGGCAAGUCCGUGGAAGGUUGCUGCUGCUCCCAUGACUGAUGAUGUGGACCUGUCGCUCAGGCUAUGA